CCAGGCCGGGGGGCGGAGGGCCGCCGUGGCGUCGGGCCCCGGGCCGAGCCGGGGGUGGGAGCUCGGAGGCCGAGGCGCCCGCGGUUGUGGGCGAGCGUCCGUGUGGUCUGGUUCGGGCCAUGUUCGCGUGAGGACGACGCCGCCGCCCGCGUCCAGACUCGGCCCGGCCCGCCGCGCACCAUGGGCUCCAUCCUGAGCCGCCGCAUCGCGGGCGUGGAGGACAUCGACAUCCAAGCGAACUCGGCCUAUCGCUACCCUCCGAAGUCCGGGAACUACUUCGCCUCUCACUUUUUCAUGGGAGGUGAGAAAUUCGACACACCCCACCCCGAAGGCUACCUCUUUGGAGAGAACAUGGAUCUGAACUUCCUGGGCAAUCGCCCGGUCCAGUUCCCUUAUGUCACCCCUGCCCCCCAUGAGCCUGUGAAGACACUGAGGAGCCUGGUGAACAUCCGAAAAGACUCCCUCCGGCUUGUGAGGUACAAAGACGGUGCCGACAGCCCCUCCGAGGACAGCGAGAAGCCUCGUGUCCUCUACAGCCUGGAGUUCACCUUCGAUGCCGACGCCCGGGUGGCCAUCACCAUCUACUGCCAGGCAGCGGAGGAGUUCCUCCACGGGACAGCUGCGUACAGCCCCAGGAGCCCGUCCCUGCAGUCCGAGACAGUCCACUACAAGAGAGGGGUGAGCCAGCAGUUCUCCCUGCCCUCCUUCAAGAUCGACUUCUCUGAGUGGAAGGACGAGGAGUUGAACUUUGACCUGGACCGGGGCGUGUUUCCAGUGGUCAUCCAUGCCGUGGUGGACGAAGGAGACGUGGUGGAGGUGACAGGCCAUGCCCACGUGCUCUUGGCCGCCUUCGAAAAGCACGUCGACGGCAGCUUCUCUGUGAAGCCUUUAAAGCAGAAGCAAAUCGUGGACCGGGUCAGCUACCUGCUGCAGGAGAUCUAUGGCAUCGAGAACAAGAACAGCCAGGAGACAAAGCUCUCAGAUGAGGAGAACAGUGACAACAGCAACGAGUGUGUGGUGUGCCUGUCGGACCUGCGGGACACGCUGAUCCUGCCGUGCCGCCAUCUGUGCUUGUGCAACUCCUGCGCCGACACGCUGCGCUACCAGGCCAGCAGCUGCCCCAUUUGCCGUCUGCCUUUCCGGGCGCUCCUGCAGAUCCGGGCGGUGAGGAAGAAGCCAGGAGCACUGUCCCCCAUCUCCUUCAGCCCGGUUCUGGCCCAGAGUGUGGACCACGACGAGCACUCUUGUCCCUUUAAAAAAUCAAAGGCGCACCCCGCCUCACUGGCCAGCAAGAAACCUAAAAGGGAAACAAGCUCGGACAGCAUCCCACCUGGCUAUGAGCCCAUCUCCCUGCUCGAGGCGCUCAAUGGCCUUCGGGCCAUUUCCCCCGCCAUUCCUUCAGCCCCCCUUUAUGAAGAGAUCACCUAUUCGGGCAUCUCUGAUGGCCUGUCCCAGGCUAGUUGCCCACUUGCUGGCCUUGAUCGGAUCAUGGAAAGCAGCAACCAGAAAGGCAAGCCGAGGACCAAAUCCCCCGACAGUACCCUGCGGUCCCCAUCGUCCCCCAUCCACGAGGAGGAUGAGGAGAAGCUCUCUCCGGACUUGGAGGCCUCGCCCCCGCGGGGUGGGGUGCGACUGGCGCUGAGCAGCUCCCCAGAGAGCCUCGUGACGGAGGAGGUCGAUGGGACAUCGUCACUGAAGCAGGGAAGCCGAGCGUCCUCCAUUGAGAACGUCCUGCAGGACGGCAGCCCUGAGCCCUGCCGAGGCCCACCUGGCCUGCCUGCUGACAUUUACCUGCCAGAGCCUUCGCUGUGGAAUGUGCUGCUUUGUCCGAGGGCUUCGCUAACUGAGCGUCCGUCUCUCUCCUCUGCACAGCCCUGGGGCCCGACUCCUGCUCUGCUGGUGUAGAGGAGUAAGCCGGAUGGUCCACCUCCGUGGAGACGCCCCGCAGCCUCCGCACCACCGGCCUCCCCCGGCCCAUGCUUGGUGACCCCAGGCCUGCUCCUGGGGCCACCGAGCGGACUCCACUCUGAGAGUCUGGCCAGCCUGGCAGCAUGGAGCCCUCGGCUCCCCAAACUUUGCCAAGGGGCCACCCGGACUCCAGCGUGACCCCCAGCCUCUCCUGUCUGCACGCCCUGUGUGGCCACUGGCUCCAAGGGGCCAUGCAACCCUUGAUUAAAGAGCACAGUGGACUGUC
Molecule: messenger RNA, 2194 nt
Organism: Manis pentadactyla (Chinese pangolin)
Lineage: Eukaryota; Metazoa; Chordata; Mammalia; Pholidota; Manidae
Gene: MGRN1
Product: mahogunin ring finger 1
Exons: 18
Coding region: 181-1905 (574 amino acids)
Biological process (GO): endosome to lysosome transport; protein ubiquitination; negative regulation of G protein-coupled receptor signaling pathway
Cellular component (GO): plasma membrane; cytoplasm; nucleus
Molecular function (GO): ubiquitin protein ligase activity
Source: RefSeq, a predicted model, not a curated record